Theobroma cacao (cacao) is the source of this 4140-nucleotide messenger RNA. The record is from RefSeq and is a predicted model, not a curated record. NCBI's taxonomy places the organism in Eukaryota, Viridiplantae, Streptophyta, Magnoliopsida, Malvales, Malvaceae.
AUGGGUCAUUCUAGUUCUACAAAAACCAUUCGUUUGCUUUUGCUUUUGCUUUGUUCUUUUCUAUUUGGUCUUCAUGAUCUUGCUCUUGCUGAUCCUCCCUACGCACAUUGUUCAAACAACACUAGCAAUAAUUUGUUGAAUAGUUCAUUUCAAAAUAAUCUCAACAAUCUCCUUUCUUUACUACACUCACAGGCUUCUAUCUCCAAAUACAACAACACCUCUUAUGGGAAUGGCACGGAUAGAGUUUAUGGUCAGUACAUGUGCCUCGACUAUGUUCCAUAUGACACCUGCCAAGCCUGCAUCUCUGCUGCAUCGCAGGCUAUCGUGAAUCUUUGUCGAAACAGAACGGAAGCAGUCGUAUGGGAGGAAUAUUGCCAAUUGCGCUACUCAGAUAUUAAUUUUUUUGGCCGAUUGAAUGUAGCAGACAAUUUUUUCCAAGAUAAUGUUAUUAACAUCUCUGAUCCUGUACACUUCCAAUCUAUUGUAGAGAACAAGCUGCGAGAUCUUACCAAAAGGGCAGCUUUCAAUUCUUCAGCAAAUAUGUAUGCUGCUGGAGGAGAACCAUAUACAGGAGAUGACACCUUGUAUGCUAUGGUGCAGUGCACCCGAGACUUAUCCCCAGAUAACUGUAGCAAAUGCCUUGAGGCUGCCAUUAAAGAUGUUUCUUCUGAGUGCUAUGCUUCCCGUGGAGCGCGACUUCUUAGCCGCAGCUGCUAUCUUAGGUAUGAGUUAUAUGCCUUUUAUGAAGGCGCCAAAGACUCCUCUGUUUCCACAAAAAAGGAAGGAGGCGGUGGAAGGAAAAUAUGGAUGAUUGUAGUUCUUACAAUUGGAUCAGCGGUUUUAGUGAUACUUCUACUGGCUUCCACCAUAUAUUGUGUUGCAAGGAAGAAAGGAACUGGAAAAGGGAAGGAAAAAAUUCUGAGGAAUCAAAUGCAAAUACACAAUAUUGGCGACCCUGAGAACACAGAUUUGCAGAACCAGUACUUCGAAGGUUUAGAUGAGCUAAGGGCUCAUGACUCUUAUUUUGAUUUGGCAACCAUAAACUCAGCUACUGAUAAGUUCUCUGAUUCAAAGCUGCUGGGACAAGGUGGUUUUGGACCUGUUUACAAGGGUGUACUGCCUGAUGGAAAGGAAGUAGCUGUCAAGAGGCUUUCAAGCUUCUCUGAGCAGGGCACUCUGGAGUUCACAAAUGAAGUCCUACUGAUUUUGAAACUUCAGCACAAAAACCUUGUCCGGCUUCUGGGUUUCUGUGUGGAUCAGCAGGAAAAGUUGCUUGUUUAUGAAUUUAUGCCCAACAGCAGCCUUGAUGUGGUCCUCUUUGAUUCAAAGAAACGUGCACAACUCAAUUGGAGCAGACGUCUUAACAUUAUUAAUGGAAUUGCAAGGGGAAUUCUUUAUCUACACGAGUAUUCACGACUUAGGAUCAUCCAUAGGGACAUAAAAGCUAGUAAUGUGUUACUGGAUUGUGACAUGAACCCAAAAAUCUCAGAUUUUGGAAUGGCAAGAAUCUUUGCAGGGGCAGAUAGCGAAGCUAAUACAGCUAGAAUAGUCGGAACAUAUGGAUAUAUGGCUCCAGAGUAUGCCAUGGAGGGAUUAUAUUCGAUUAAGUCUGACGUUUUCAGCUUUGGGGUACUCUUGCUUGAGAUAAUUACUGGCAGAAGGAAUGCAGGCUUUCAUCAAUCAAAACGCGUCCCAAGCCUAGUAGCAUAUGCAUGGCAUCUAUGGAAUGAAGGGAAUGCAUUGGAAUUGAUGGACCCAUUAUUAACCGAUGGAUGCCCAGAUGAAUUCUUAAGAUUCAUCCAUAUCGGACUUUUGUGUGUCGAAGAAGAUGCAUUCAACAGGCCUUCCAUGCCAUCUGUUGUGGUAAUGUUGAAAGGUGAAACUGUGACAUUAAGCCAACCGCAACAACCUGCCUUCUCUGUGCGAAGAUUGGGUGAGCAUCAUCAGACGCAGGCCCAAAGUUGCUCUGUCAAUGGUUUAACGAUUUCAAAUAUUGAACCUAGAUUUGUUUUUCAGGCAUGCCCUCACUCUUGCUUUCAUAAUAAAAGGUCACGAGACAAAAUGGCAACGGAAUCUUCAAGAAAACUGUUUCUGAUAUUCUUCUUUCCAGGGCUCACAUCCCUUGUUACUCUUACCAUUGCCUUUGAUCCUUACUUCGAGUCUAGAUGCGCAAAUAAUACAGGAAAUUACACAGCUAAUAGUGCCUACGAACGCGACCUCAGUAGCCUCUUCACCGAAAUCUCCUCUACUACAAAAUUGAAUUCUGGGUUUUUUCACAGUAAAUUUGGCGAAGUCAACGCCAUUGCACUUUGUAGGGGAGAUGUUAAGCUAAAUGUUUGCACUAGUUGUCUCAAUGACACUAUUUCUGAGAUGAAGCAGCGUUGUCCUCGCUACAAAGAGGCCAUUGGAUGGUCUGAGUUUUGCAUGUUACGCUACUCAAGCAGAGACAUCUCUGAAAGAUUGGAACUUUCUCCUGAAGCUUGUAUAUACGAUUUAAAUGAUGUGAUUGGUGAUCGUGAUGCGUACAUUCAAGAAGUGGUAAUGUUGGUGGAUAAUCUGCGUAGUAGAGCAGCAGCAGGGGGUACUCUUCUCAAGUAUGCAGCAGAUAACUCAUCGCACGGUGCUUAUCAAAUGUUGUACGCUCUUGUGCAGUGCACACCUGAUUUGUCUAAGCAAGACUGCAAUGAUUGUCUAGAAGGGGCAACGAGAAAGAUUCGAGGUUGCUGCACUGGGAAGAACGGUUGCCGGGUUCUCCUACCCAGCUGUAACUUAAGGUUUGAGUCUUACCCCUUUUCUGAUGCAGCACCUGCUAUUCCGCCUCCGCAAUCACCCUCGGAUAAUCAGUCAACAGAAGCUGCUGUUUCGCCUCUACAAUCACCCCCGGGUGAUCGGUCAACAAAAGAAGAAAAAACACAAAAGAAAUCAACUUGGAUUCCGCUUGGUGCAAGUUUAUCAGCGACUCUUGGGCUAGCAUUAUUUUCUGCCUGCGGUUUCUUCAUCUGGAGAAGGAGAAACAUUCAGGAGGAUAAAGAAAAUAGUCAAGAAGUUCAAUUACUGGACUUGGUACGGGGAAGUAUUCCCAAUGAGCACUCAAGCGAAAAUUUUAGUGGAGAAAAUGUGUCGAGAUCUCAAGAGUUUCCUUCGAUUCAAUUGGAUAUGUUACAUGCUGCGACAAAUCACUUCUGUGAUGAAAAUAAGCUCGGGGAAGGUGGAUUUGGCCCUGUGUGCAAGGGUACACUAGCAGAUGGUAAAGAAAUUGCAGUUAAAAGGCUCUCAAGAACUUCCGGUCAAGGGCUGCUUGAGUUCAAGAAUGAAGUCAUGUUAAUUGCCAGAUUACAGCAUAGAAAUCUCGUAAGGCUCUUAGGAUGUUGCUUAGAGAAAAACGAAAAGUUGCUGGUAUAUGAAUUCAUGCCCAACAGAAGCCUUGAUGUUUUCCUGUUUGAUUCAAGCAUGGCUGUGAAACUGUCUUGGCAAAAACGAUUCAACAUUAUUAAAGGAAUCGCUCGAGGUAUCAUGUAUCUACAUGAGGACUCUCAACUUAGAAUUAUCCACAGAGAUCUUAAAGCAAGUAAUGUUUUACUUGAUCAUAAGAUGAAUCCCAAAAUUUCAGACUUUGGUUUGGCAAGAAUUUUUGGUGGAGAUCAAAACCAAGCAAAUACAAAUAGAGUAGUUGGAACAUAUGGAUACAUGGCACCCGAAUAUGCUAUGGAAGGACUUUUUUCUAUCAAAUCUGAUGUUUUCAGUUUUGGAGUUCUUUUGCUGGAGAUCAUAAGUGGGAAAAGGAAUAAUGGUUUUCAUCUGUAAGAGUGUGGUGAAAGCCUCUUGACUUUUGCAUGGAAACUAUGGUCUAAAGGUAUAGGAAUGGAGCUAAUAGAUCGGCACUUGGUGCAGUCAUGUGUUGCCGCUGAGGUGCUUAAAUGCAUCCAUAUUGGGCUAUUAUGCGUGCAAGAAGACCCGGCAGACAGACCGAGCAUGUCAUCUGUGGUUGUCAUGUUGGGGAGCGAGAUCAUACCAAUUCCUCGACCAACAGAACCUGCAUUUUCUAUUGGACGUGUUGUUGCAAAACCAACUGAACCCACUUCAAAUGAUAGAAUCUGUUCUGUUAAUGAGGUUACAAUUUCAAAUUUGUCACCUCGGUGA